CACGUGACGGGGGAGGCCCCGGCGACUGACAGCGCCGAGGUCAGGGGCACCAGCUGAGAGAGCCCGACACUCGCUGCCUAGCGAUGCUGCGGAACGGAGCCGCCGGAACCGCCGCCUCCCCGGCCAGCCACGCCGCUGCCCGGCCCGUGCGCGUCUGGUGCGACGGAUGCUAUGACAUGGUGCAUUAUGGGCACUCUAACCAGCUGCGGCAGGCUCGUGCAAUGGGUGAUUAUCUGAUUGUGGGAGUUCACACAGAUGAGGAAAUUUCCAACCAUAAAGGUCCCCCUGUCUUCACUCAAGAAGAGAGAUACAAAAUGGUGAAGGCUAUUAAGUGGGUGGAUGAGAUUGUGCCAGGAGCUCCUUAUGUCACAACACUGGAAACUCUGGAUAAAUAUAACUGUGAUUUCUGUGUUCAUGGAGAUGAUAUCACACUUACAGCAGAUGGCAAGGACACCUAUGAGGAAGUGAAGAAUGCUGGGAGAUACAGGGAAUGUAAACGCACCCAGGGAGUGUCUACCACAGAUCUGGUUGGCCGUAUGCUGCUCAUGACCAAGGCUCAUCACAGCAACAUUGUUGAAGACAUGGAUUAUCGAACACAUGCAGAUAACCUUGGGAAGUGCCCAAAAGGUCAUAGCCCCUGGACGGGAGUUUCUCAGUUCCUGCAAACAUCUCAGAAGAUCAUCCAGUUUGCAUCUGGCAAGGAGCCACAACCAGGAGAUACUAUCAUCUAUGUGGCUGGUGCCUUUGACCUUUUUCAUGUUGGUCAUGUCGAUUUUCUAGAAAAAGUGCACCAGAUGGCAAAGCAACCUUAUAUAAUUGCAGGGCUACAUUUUGACCAGGAAGUAAAUCUAUACAAAGGCAAGAAUUACCCUAUAAUGAAUGUGCAUGAGCGAACCCUCAGUGUUCUAGCCUGUAGGUAUGUUUCUGAAGUAGUGAUUGGAGCACCUUAUGCAGUCACAGCUGAUCUACUGGAUCAUUUUAAAGUGGAUCUAGUUUGCCAUGGGAUGACAGAAUUGGUACCAGACAAAGAUGGGUCUGAUCCAUAUGAGGAACCCAAGAGACGUGGCAUCUUCCGAUUGGUGGACAGUGGCAAUAACCUCACAACGGAUUUAAUUGUGAAAAGAAUAAUUAAGAACAGGCUUGAAUUUGAAGCCCGGAAUCAGAAAAAAGAGGCCAAGGAGCUGGCUGUGCUGGAGGCCAUGAAGAAAAAAGAAGAGGAAGCAGCCCAGCAGAAGGCAGCCCUAAAAGGCUCAGAAGACCAUGAAAGCUAGCAUGGAGAAAGGUGCAGCAGAAUCCUCCCUUCUGGAUUGAUUUUGCUGAAGGAAAGGAUACUGCUGCUAAUCUCAGCAAGGCCUGUGGUCAUGACUUUCCUGGUUUCAAGUCCACUAGUACAUGGGAAAGAUCCAGGAUGCUGCUAUCUAAAUAUCCCAGGCCCGCUCCUAUGGGAUGAGUUCAAUAUUGACCUCCCAAUAACAGAUUUUAAUUCCAAUGAAUGUCUGCAAUACUGCGUGGUUUUAUCUUCUAGCAAUAUCUGACUUGUUGGAAUUGGGGAGCAGGAAUAAUCUCUGCUCAGCUUUCUUCUAAAAUCUAUAUAUUUCAGAGCAUCCCUCUGAUUUUUGCCUGCCAGAGACAAUUUUCUGGUCUUUAAAGCCAUCCUAUCUGGCCUGGCUAAUAGCCUACACAGCACUGAUAAGAUCCCAAGGUACUCAGUCAAUAGCAGUACCCUUUUCUUGAGAGAAAGUUUGCAGCCAUAUUGGCCAAGGCAUUUCUCAGCUGGAUCCAAAGGGGAACAAGAGGGCCAGUCUGUAGCUGCUUACACUGCCUUACACUGACUCUGUUAUAUUCAAAGUCUUGAGUGGAAUCUACUGAAUCUCAGACUUCCCAGUGGCGUACAAUGUGCCCUCAUUAAACCAUAUUAAGAUGUGCCUCUUUAGAUCCAUGUGGCUAAGCAAGAAUUGGUGGGAUUGCAUUAUUAAAUGUUUGCAAUAUGGUGUAAAUCUUUAAAAAUCUGGCUGUGACUGGAUCUGCUUAUUAAAACCCCAAUACAUUGCUUUGCAACAGGGACUUUACCCUCCUCUGUGCUGUCCCUGUGGCUCUUGUAUAGAGGAACUGAGACAUCUGAUACUCCCAGCUGAGCAUACCGCCCAUUGUGUGUAAAUGCUUUGUACUGUUAAAGUUGGAUGCUUCAUUGUGAGGCUCACAGGUAAGGCUCACACUUGCCUGAGACUUCUUUCACAUGCAUGUGGGAAUGCACAUGGAGGCUGUUCAUGAGGGUAGGGUUCUUUCCCCUUCCAGGCAGGUUUUUUUCUAUCUCUCUUGUGCACUUUCAGCAGUGGAAAUUAAUAAAACAUCAAUGACUUGU
Sceloporus undulatus (fence lizard) is the source of this 2362-nucleotide messenger RNA. It is a transcript of the gene PCYT2, whose product is annotated as phosphate cytidylyltransferase 2, ethanolamine. Gene Ontology annotation, molecular function: ethanolamine-phosphate cytidylyltransferase activity. Gene Ontology annotation, cellular component: cytoplasm. Gene Ontology annotation, biological process: phosphatidylethanolamine biosynthetic process. The coding region runs from base 84 to 1271 and encodes 395 amino acids. The transcript is spliced from 13 exons. Lineage: Eukaryota; Metazoa; Chordata; Lepidosauria; Squamata; Phrynosomatidae. The record is from RefSeq and is a predicted model, not a curated record.